Messenger RNA from Chironomus riparius, 625 nucleotides. NCBI's taxonomy places the organism in Eukaryota, Metazoa, Arthropoda, Insecta, Diptera, Chironomidae. The record is from the annotation of a GenBank genome assembly.
UUCAAAGAAACCACAUCUUAAGUUCCAAAACUCUUCAAUAAAUUUUAAAAUCAAGUUUGAAAAUAUGGAAUCAAUCACAUUAAUUGAAUCGGAAGCUAUUAAUCAAGAAGCUGAUAAUAAUCUAUUGGAACAAGAUUCUGAUGCAAUGCCUGGAAUUCAAAUUGACUCAGCUGCAUGUGAAAUCUGCAUGCCAUCAUUAAGAAUAGAACCUUCGAAUCAAGAACCUGCUGAAGAAAUGCAAGAUGCAGUUGCAUCAAGACCUACUCGCCGUUCAGCACAAGCACGAAAAGUUACCUCAAUGUCUAAAGAUGCUUUCUCAAUGCCAGCACAACGUAAAAGAAGUCGAUCAACUAAAGGCAGUCGUGGAUCAUCAAAGAGUCCAGCUCCUUCCCAUAGUCCAGCUCCUUCUCGUAGUCGAGUUGCUUCUCGUAGUCGAGCUUCAUCUAGCAAUCGUUCAGCUUCUAAAAGCAAAAAACCAGCUUCUCGUGGAUCCAGUCGUUCUCGAUCAAAAAGUGCAUCUAAGCGCUCAGUCAGUCGUCGUAGAAGACGUACAUAAAUUGUUGUGAAUUAUAGCAUUUUUGGAUAUUGAGCUUUGGUAAUAAAAAUUUGUCUAAAUUUACCGUAA